This is a messenger RNA of Pangasianodon hypophthalmus (striped catfish), 7776 nucleotides long. It is a transcript of the gene taok1a, whose product is annotated as TAO kinase 1a. Lineage: Eukaryota; Metazoa; Chordata; Actinopteri; Siluriformes; Pangasiidae. Gene Ontology annotation, molecular function: ATP binding; protein kinase activity. Gene Ontology annotation, biological process: execution phase of apoptosis; protein phosphorylation. The transcript is spliced from 20 exons. The record is from RefSeq and is a predicted model, not a curated record. The coding region runs from base 619 to 3672 and encodes 1017 amino acids.
CUGCCGGCCUUCCAGGAACAAGCAGGCGCAGAGGGAAGAAACGCACCACAACAUGCUCACUGUGAGCGCGUCUCUGUGCGCGCUAUAGCGAUUUCCAAAUCGCUCUGCCUUUAGCUUUUCGGCCUGUUAGGGUGUGGUCGUCUUUUCGGUGAUCUUUGCUGCAUGUUGGCGCGUUUUUUGUGCGCGUCAAACUUGUCAGAGGCGACUGGAGCUUUCGGACGCCAUCUUUAGGACUGCUCAGGGAAGAGGCGAGUGGCUGGGCCACCGUUAGCCCGGGCUGGAGUUUCGCUCUCCUGGACUACCUGCUUAAUGCACUUCCAUAAGUUAGCGACGACAGCGCAGUCUGGAAAUCAAUCUGUAGUUAUUCGGAAAGCUCUAGAAAACUGACAGUGAGUUGAGUAAACAGCUGUCGUGCUCCAGUAAUACUUUGUGGACUAUUUCUCGAGUUGAAAGUUGAAAGAGGCUACGCUAGCUGACUUAGCCACCCAGCCUGGCUGACGGAAGGGUGUGUAUCUGUAUGAGGCCAUUGUCCUGCAGAUGAGCCAUAACCGGGGGCUGUUGCGUCGCAGACCCAGAUAAUCCCUGGUGGCUGCGGCCCAGGCCCCGCCCCUACCCAGCAUGCCCAACGCUGUUCGAGCGGGGAGCCUGAAGGACCCCGAGAUUGCUGAGCUCUUCUUCAGGGAGGAUCCUGAAAAACUCUUCACUGAUCUCAGAGAGAUCGGCCAUGGCAGCUUUGGCGCAGUUUACUUUGCACGAGAUGUGCGCACCUCAGAGGUGGUGGCUAUCAAGAAAAUGUCCUACAGUGGAAAGCAAACCAAUGAGAAAUGGCAAGACAUAAUCAAGGAGGUGAAAUUUCUCCAGAAUAUAAAGCACCCAAACAGCAUUGAGUAUAAAGGCUGUUACCUGAGAGAGCACACAGCAUGGCUGGUAAUGGAAUAUUGUCUGGGUUCUGCUUCAGAUAUCCUAGAGGUACACAAAAAGCCCUUGCAAGAAGUGGAAAUAGCAGCAAUUACCCAUGGUGCUCUACAGGGGCUGGCAUACCUCCACUCCCACAACAUGAUCCACAGAGACAUUAAGGCUGGGAAUAUCCUGCUGACCGAACCUGGCCAAGUGAAACUGGCUGACUUUGGCUCUGCUUCCAUUGUUUCUCCUGCUAACUCGUUUGUGGGAACUCCAUAUUGGAUGGCCCCAGAGGUGAUCUUGGCUAUGGAUGAGGGUCAGUAUGAUGGCAAAGUGGAUGUCUGGUCCUUGGGUAUAACUUGUAUUGAAUUAGCGGAGAGAAAACCUCCACUUUUCAACAUGAAUGCAAUGAGUGCCUUAUACCACAUAGCGCAGAACGAGAGCCCAAUCCUGCAGUCAAGUGAAUGGACUGAUUUCUUUAGAAACUUUGUGGACUCCUGCCUUCAGAAACUGCCUCAAGACAGGCCCACUUCUGAGGAGCUUUUGCAGCAUGCCUUUGUGUUGCGAGAGCGAGCCGACUCUGUGCUGAUGGACCUAAUCCAGCGCACCAAAGAUGCUGUGAGAGAGCUGGACAACCUGCAGUACCGCAGGUUGAAGAAAAUCAUCUUCCCUGAUCCACAAAAUGGGCCGGUGGCAGAGACCCAGGAUGAGGAGGAGGAGCCAGAGCACAGCACAGGGCAUACCGGCACGGUGAACAGUGUGGGUAGUAGCCAGUCUAUCCCCAGCAUGUCCAUCAGUGCCAGCUCUCAGAGCAGCUCUGUCAACAGCUUGCCUGAUGCUACUGAGGACAACAAGAGUGAGCUGGACCUGCUGGAAGGGGACCACACAGUCAUGUCCAACAGUUCUGUCAUACACCUUAAACCGGAAGAGGAGGAGAGUCAACAGGAGACUCCGGAGGUUCCUAGUGAGCCAAAUGAAGAGCAGCCUCCUCCUGCACAGACUCCUCGCCGCCAGUACCGCAACAGAGAGCAUUUUGCCACCAUCCGCACAGCCUCACUGGUGACACGUCAAAUCCAGGAACAUGAGCAGAACUCAGAGCUGCGGGAACAGAUAUCAGGGUACAAGCGAAUGCGACGGCAGCACCAGAAGCAGCUGUUGGCUCUGGAGAACAAGCUCAGGGCAGACCUAGACGAGCACAGGCUCAAAUUAGACAAGGAGCUGGAGAGCCAGCGGAACAGCUUUGCUGCUGAGAUGGAAAAACUUGUCAAGAAGAACCAGGCAGCCUUGGAGAAAGAUGCCAAGAACUUUGCCAAUGAUGAGAAGAAGUUCCAGCAGCACAUCCAGAGCCAGCAGAAGAAAGAGCUCAACAGCUUCCUGGAGUCCCAGAAACGCGAGUACAAGCUGCGCAAGGAGCAACUCAAAGAGGAACUAAAUGAGAAUCAAUCCACACCAAAGAAAGAAAAGCAAGAGUGGCUGUCAAAGCAGAAGGAGAACUUGCAGCACUUCCAGGCUGAAGAAGAGGCAAACCUUCAACGCAGGCAGCGUCAGUACCUGGAGCUCGAGUGCCGCAGGUUCAAACGGCGUAUUCUUGUUGUUCGGCACAAUGUGGAGCAGGAUCUGGCAAGAGAGGAGUUAAACAAGCGGCAGACACAGAAGGAUCUGGAGCAUGCCAUGCUACUUCGCCACCACGAGUCCAUGCAGGAGCUGGAGUUCAGGCACCUGAGCACCAUCCAAAAGACACGGGCUGAACUCAUUCGCUUACAGCACCAGACUGAGCUCACCAACCAGAUUGAGUACAAUAAACGCAGAGAGAGAGAGCUUCGACGCAAGCACGUCAUGGAGGUCCGCCAGCAGCCCAAGAGCCUGAAGCCCAAAGAGAUUCAGAUCAAGAAGCAGUUUCAAGAAACAUGUAAAAUCCAGACACGGCAGUAUAAAGCCCUGAAGAACCAACUGUUGGAGAGCACACCCAAGUCAGAACACAAAACCAUGCUAAAGAGGCUGAAGGAGGAGCAGACACGCAAGCUGGCCAUCCUCGCUGAGCAGUACGACCAUUCAAUUAACGACAUGCUCUCUACACAGGCUUUGCGGCUGGAUGAGGCACAGGAGUCUGAGUGUCAGGUAUUGCGGAUGCAGCUGCAGCAGGAGCUGGAGCUGCUGAAUGCAUAUCAAAGUAAGAUUAAGAUGCAGACGGAGUCACAGCAGGAUCGAGAGAGGAAGGAGCUGGAGCAGAGAGUAUCUUUGCGCAGGGCUCUGCUGGAGCAGAAGAUCGAGGACGAGAUGCAGUCUCUUCAGAAUGAUCGCUCUGAGCGUAUCCGCAGCCUGCUGGAGCGUCAAGCUCGCGAGAUUGAGGCCUUUGACUCGGAGAGUAUGCGCCUCGGCUUCAGCAACAUGGUGCUGGCCAACAUCUCCCCCGAGUCACUGAGCAACAGCUUUCCUGGAGCGCCAGCCAGCUGGGCCCACUCAGCCACUCCCCAGAGUUCCCAGUGGAGCUGUUGCUCAGGCUCUGGUCACCAGUACCAUGCAAAUCAGGGAGGAGCACCUGGCCAGCAGGUCUGGGGAGCAUCUGUCUCAGGAGCAGCACCUCCACAGUGGAGCCACUCGGCGGGGGGCCUCCUGGGGGCCGUGCCAAAGAGCAGUGGGAGUAUGGCCAUGAAGAACAGCCCACAGGCCCUCAGGAGGACCACAUCAGGGGGCCACAGUGAGCAGAACAUGAGCAGGAGCACCAGCAUCACCUCUCAGAUAUCCAACGGCUCCCACCUAUCCUACACAUAGACCCCAGAGUACCAGUGCCAGGCCCCCACACACACACGCGCACACACACACACACACACACACACACACACACACACACACACACACACUCAUACAGGUUAAGGGACUGCCAAACUGCAGACAGGCACCUAGGAUCAGCUGAAUGGCACUCUAGCCUGCUUGUCCCUACCCCUGUUUUGUCUUUCUGUCUCCUGAUUUUCUCUCACAUGCAGCGUGUGAGGUAUAGAUAAACAUUGCUCAGGUCAAUAGCUAUUCAAUCAGUGCAUGACAGUUAAUUGGCCCACGUGCAGAGCUAGAAUUUGUCUAACACUGCAACUUACAUGAUGCUCUAUUGAUUUCUGUGAAUCCUUUUAACUGUCUUUGCAAUCCCCACUAACUACUUAAAAAGCAUGUACAUUAUGUAUGAUGGAUACAGAGAACAUUUUAAACAUUUUGGCCAUUUGUUGAACUCCAUACCACUGAACUGAUGGAUUUAAAGAGUAAAGGGACAUUGAACAGACAACUACACAUAAGGGUAAUAAUAAUCCUAGAAAAAUGCCAAAUUGAACCCAACUCAGAGAUGCUUAGAUUCCCAUCCUGCCACAUUGCCAGCCUGCUGUUAUGCCCCAGGUGAAUCAGGUGAAUGUUCCUCUUCAGCUAGAAUGUUGAAUUGUAGUUUGUCUUAAAGUAAGAGUUAUUUGUAUUCGCCACAACUUGAGUGCAGAUUGUUGUGUAAUAUGGGGAUGAGAGUAGAAAAGUAGUCAGUAGUCUUCAGUGUAGGUGUGUUGCCAGACACAAGGAUUCUGUGCUUUAAAGCGAUUGAUUUUAUUGGCUGGGAUUUUAAGAUUAACAUGUUUGAGCAGACCUUGUACUUUUACUGUCAAUAAUAGCAAAAUAGUAUAUAUUUUUUUUAAAUCCAGAUUAAACCGUUAGGUAUGUGGAGUGUGAGAUAAAAUGCCAACAAGACUAUUUGUCAGCACUGUUUCAGAAAGUAUUUGGAUUUCCAUUAAAUGUUUUGCUUUCCCUCAGGCAUGCCAAAGGAACAUUCCUCACAAACCUGUACAAAGUCUAAAACAUCAUUUUUAAGUUCAAACUGAAGGUUGCAAGUUAUUGAGCACCUUGAAAAAGUGAAGGACAGAUUACACAUUUCCUUUACAUUUUACUACUAGAUUUACUUUACUUUUGAAUCUGGUUUGUUUUUAAUGCUUUGCCAUCUCAUCUAGCAAGGUGUUUAGCCAAAGACGUCAGGUAUGUUUUCACAGUUUGAGCUCAGUGAGUGCCUUUUAAUUCAUACAGAUACGUGUUGUGGCUUGGGAAAAUACUUUCUCUAGUGAAAUUUUGACAUUUUCUACUGUAUAUAGUUCUACAGACUUUCCUCCUUUACAUUUAAAUCAACCUCUAGUAAAGUUCUAUAAUUUUGUGUCCCCAAAAGUAAAAAUUAAUUUAAAACAGUCCCACUUUGUUUAGAAAAAAUAGAUAUAUGGUUUCUUCAAGUUAAUGUAUGUUCGAAAUGGGGAAGAAAAAAAAAAAAAAAAAAACCUGACAUUUUGUGGUUUUUGGUUGUUUGUCAGAAUUCAGCCACAGCGACAUCAGUGAGAGAUUUUCCCACGCCACCACACACAAGUCAUACUGCAGGGGAGUGUUUUGGUCAACAGUACGAGAGAGUUUUAUAUUUGAAUCUGACUGCCAUGCUAGAAACAGGUUGGAAUGAAAUGGAUGGAGAGGGAAUGCAUACCUGAAUAUAGGUAAUGUUUUUUCCACCAUUUUCUAUAGACAGUGGUGUGUGGUGCCUUCUUUAAAAGAUGCCAAGCAGGAGCACUUUAUGUUAUGUGAAAUAUUUUUUUAGCAAAAUGCUUUGACCCUGAAUUGCAAAUACUUUCUUGAAUAUGACACAUUUACUGUUUCACUAAAAGACAAGCCAGGACCUAAUGUCUAACACCAAAUACAGGCACAGGACUUCCACGUGCUGACCUUCAGAGUAACUUUUACUGCAGUAGCCAUGUAUUACAGAUAGACAGUUUGUUUAAACCAUUAUAAACAAAGGACAUGAGGUUUAUUAGUGAUCAGUUGUUGUUCUGUAUCAUGAUCCCUAAACACAAAGUGGGAGAAUGAAAACACGAGUGAGUGUAUUUAUUAGCAGUAGCCUCAUCAGGGCAGAGUGGUGUGUGUUUGAGACUGAAGGACUGCACGUAGGGAAGAGGAUUGCACAUUGUGUCGAUCAUUAAGGUCAUGACAGCAGGCUUAGCAGUGCAAAUGGGCAGAUCUGUACGGGAGUAAGCACUCACUCAGGACAAAGUAAACUAGCUAAAUUGUUUUAUUUUUUGUGAAUAUGACAAACUGUUGCCAGACAAAGCUUUAGAUGUGACCAAACACAGACAGGGAAUAUUGGUUUAUCGUUUUCAUCCUCGCUCUCGCUUGGUCUUGUGCUCUAUGGAGUAGGUAGCGCUGCGUGGAGCUCUGGGUACAUGAGUAGUGUUGCUGAUGCCCCUGUUAGUCCUUUCUCUCGGACCUCCUCCUCCUCCUCAUGUGCUCAUCACACUAAGCCAAGCUCUGUCUGGAUCAAGUGUUUCAGCUGAGGGAUGAGUGAAUGCACUUUGAAACAAAAAUCGUCUGCUCUGCAAAUCAGUUUUGUUUACACUCUGAAAACGAUGACUGAUUGGAUCCAUAGUGAUUGAAUUAUUAUUUUUUAACCGGAUUCUGAUGCACGCUUUUUGUUUCUUCCUUGUAUGUUUUUGUUUUGCUGUUGUGCACUUGCGAGUAAAGUAGAUUGUUCUCUCUCACUCACUCUCAAGGCAAGACAAAUGAGACGAGGCACUGGUGUUUUUUGUUUGAUUAGUUUAGUUUUGUUUUUAAAUAAAAUCUUCUGAUUUUUAUAACCCUAAAUCCUUACUUACCAAAAGGCAUCAUCCUUCAAAGACAAAGUUUAUUGAUAUAGUUUAUUUAAUUAAUAAUCAAGAUACUUAAAUCCACAUGGGUGUGUGUGGAAUGUUCAUACUGUAUAUUAAGAUAGAUUAAAAAACAUAGUCUAAAACUAGUCAUCUAUGUGAAACCUCUCGUCGAAAAGAUACUGAGAUAUAUGAACUGUUUGAUUAGGUUGUGCAAGUGGAGAAUUACUCUGGAGAGGUCUCCAGGUUGAAUUUCAGGGAUUUGUGUGUGUUUUACACUGCACACGUUUUGUUCUCCCAAUUCCAUGAAAGAGUUCAGACAUCAGCUCACAGCAGUGAGUCUGCAUCUGUCGUACUCGUCAUAAUUCAUUGUUUUUCUCCAUUGCGUACCUACUCAAAUGAAAGCCUCAGAAUAUAAUGCUUCCAUUGUAUAAGAAAACUGGUGAAAGUUAUCAGUAAUAUCUCCUCCCAUAAGCAAAGGCUACAGUCCUGAUAGAACAGUAGCACAAUCUUUGUUUAAAAGUUAGGAUGUAGACUUAGUUUGGCCGAAUCAGUUUUCAGGUUUUAAAUGUUUAUCUUUGUGGUUGAAUACAUUAACACUUUCCUUUUUUUUUUUUCCAUAGUUAUUGUUUACUUCCAUUGUCUGGAUAAAGCAUUGAUUCUUUUUAUAUUUAAUUUUUUCAUUAAUUUUAAACUUUUGUCCUACUGACUAAAUUUAGGGGAUGUGUAAUACUGCUAUAAGAAAUACUGGUAUCACUUGUAUACAUAUGUCCGUCUUACGUUUUCUAGGUGUUGGAGGUUAAACCUCCAAUAAAACACUGUGCCAUCUCACAGCAGCCAAGCUUAGUCACUACUGCAGUGUCUCCUCUCCAGUGAAAUCAGCAGUGGUUAUUUUACAGAGUAUUGCACUCUAUUGCCAACGUGGAAGAAAUAAAAUGGAUAAAGGGGCUCAUAAAAGAAAAAAAUGGUACAUUUCUGUAAAAAUUAAUGUCAGUAUUCAUUGUUCUCUGGUUGAGCAUCACCACUACAAUUCAUAUGUAAUCUGUAUCAAAAUGUAUAGAUUGUGAAACAUGUUACUGAAUGUCUAAAAGAUUAUGGCUUGAGAUUAUAUUAAAGUAUUCAGAAAUCAGAGAAAAAAAAAACAUCUAGGGUUUAAUGAACAAUUUUGCUUGUACUGUAUUGUCUUGAUGGAGGAAUAAUGGAGAGAGGAUUGGCUGUAAUAAAAUCAUUUUAGUACAAA